AUGUUUCUCAAUUUCCGAAUACCUCAAGCGACGUACUAUGAAAUGGGUAUUAAAUAUUCUCGUUGGCAAAAGAAUGUUGACCAAACGAAGACGGAUGAGAUCAUUGAAACGAACGAUAAAGAUGGAACACAACGUGCAUCAUCACGUAGUUUAUUGCAAACGAAUCUCGAGCAUUUACAAAAGUUUUUCAGUAAGAAUUUCUACGAUGGAAUACCAUCGAGUACAGAUGAUAUACAAGGAUUAUUACAAAAAGGAGAUAAUGAUCCGAUUUUACCAUCUUUGACAAGAAAACAGCGUAUUCUGGGAUUUAUCACCUGUUUAGCAAUAGGUGUACUAUGUAUGACAAUAGCGACACUCUAUAUUCCUGUGAUAAUGAUCAAAGCACGAAAAUUUGCAACACUGUUUUCGUUUGGUAGCGUAUUUUUCCUAUCGAGUUUUACAAUGCUAUGGGGUCCGAUGAACCAUCUGAAACAUUUGAUUAAUAUCGAACGUUUACCAUUUACUAUUAGCUAUGUAGUCACUCUAAUUGGAACAAUCUAUUUUUCCAUCUGGAUUCAAAGUUAUUUCCUUACAGUUACUUUUGCUCUAUUCCAAAUCGGUGCUCUCAUUUGGUACAUCAUUUCAUACAUUCCUGGUGGUGCACACGGUUGGAAGUUUUUCUCGAAACUUUUUUAUACAUUUGCGGGGAAGACAGUGUCAGCGACAUUGACUGUUUGA
Molecule: messenger RNA, 717 nt
Organism: Adineta ricciae
Lineage: Eukaryota; Metazoa; Rotifera; Eurotatoria; Adinetida; Adinetidae
Source: the annotation of a GenBank genome assembly